Molecule: messenger RNA, 1494 nt
Organism: Penicillium maclennaniae
Lineage: Eukaryota; Fungi; Ascomycota; Eurotiomycetes; Eurotiales; Aspergillaceae
Product: RNA methyltransferase, TrmH family
Exons: 2
Coding region: 1-1494 (497 amino acids)
Biological process (GO): rRNA methylation
Cellular component (GO): mitochondrion
Molecular function (GO): RNA methyltransferase activity; RNA binding
Source: RefSeq, a predicted model, not a curated record
AUGCUUUUGAACGUUCCAAGAUCAACCUUUGGCGGGCGUGUAUCGCUUACAAAGUCUACUCAGUGCUCAGUACCGGCUCGAUAUGCCUCUUUGAACUCUGCUAUUGGCCGGGGUAUUCGCCGAUCACAGCCUGGAGAGACUUCGUCUAGUCGAUCAUUUGAUGAGCGUGAUGGACGCCGGCGGGUGAGGAGAGAUGAUUAUCAGUACCAAUCAAAAGGCCAAAGAAGUUGGCCCGAGAAGAGCUUCGAGAAAAAGCCCGAGAAGUGGCACGAGAGAAGGCCCGAAAGGAAGCCUGUUUCCGACCUCUUUGAUCGCGAUGAAUUUGUACGGAGCGGCAGUUUUCGAACUCCGUCGCAAGGUCGGGACCGUGGGCAUUCAAAAAGCAGGAGUGAAUCACGCGACUUGGAUUCAGAUAUAUCAGAGAAAGUAAAGUCGUUCUCCCGGAAGGUCAGUACUCACGGUGUAUCUCGUGCUCAUCGGGCUACUGCGAGUGUCCCGGAGCGAGUGAAGGAAAAUGUCAAGGUCCCGGAGUCGAUACCUUACACGUCACCGGCAUCUGAGUUCAUUUACGGCACGGGUGCCGUUGAAGCAGCAUUGCGUUCCAGCCGUCGCCAACUAUACAAGCUCUAUCUCUAUCAAGCUGCCGGAGAAGAGCUUAGCCCCACAAAGGUUAUUCUUCGCAAGCUGGCUCUCUCAAGUAACAUUGAAGUCAAAAUGGCAUUUGCCGGUCGGGACCGACUUCUUGACAAGAUGAGUGCUGGCAGACCGCACAAUGGCUGUGUUUUGGAGGCAUCGCCUUUGCCGAAACUGCCAAUUCGUGGCUUCCAUCCGGUCCAGGCCAUGACCGACAGCCAUUUCCGCGUAGAAUUGGCACCUCAAACGCGGGAGGAAGCUGCAGUUAAUGGUACCGAUGACCGCAUCUCUAUUCUUCACCCUCCAAUCUCGCCGUCGGGAGAACAAAGGUAUCGCUACCCGGUGUGUCUACUCCUGGAUGGUGUCGUUGACCCUGGAAACCUUGGCGCUAUUAUACGUUCCGCUUACUAUCUCGGAAUUGAUACGGUGGUCUUUGCUGGUCGCAACUCAGCCCCUCUUUCGCCUGUGACCAUCAAGGCUUCUGCCGGCGCAGCAGAGAACAUGUCUCUUCUUCAGGUCAAGAACGAGAUUGAUUUCAUCCAACGGUCCCAAAACAACGGAUGGAAGUUCUAUGCGGCCGACGCUCCGGGUCCGGUGCCACCUAUCUGGACCGCCUAUCAUGUGAUCAUGAUGGGGAGCGAGGGGUCUGGGCUUAGCUCCCAUAUCAAGUCACAUGCAGAUGCGAUCGUUAGCAUUCCUGGUGCUCGACACAGCGCCCAUCUAGGCGUUGAAUCUGACCCAGCUCGCAUCGAUAGUUUGAACGUCAGCGUCGCUGCGGCUCUCUUGAUGGAGACGUUUUUGCGAACCCCUCUGGGAGUCUCAGAGCCGGCUAGAAAGGGGAAGGGGCAGCGGAUGUGGUGA